This is a messenger RNA of Closterium sp. NIES-65, 516 nucleotides long. The record is from the annotation of a GenBank genome assembly. NCBI's taxonomy places the organism in Eukaryota, Viridiplantae, Streptophyta, Zygnematophyceae, Desmidiales, Closteriaceae.
AUGUCCGGGAGCAGCACUAGCGGUAGAAAGAGCAGCAGUAACAGUAGUACAGGCACAGCCGUGCUCACCAGUGGCGAGAAGGGCAGGCAUACAACGGCGGCAACGGCGAGGCCGCUACCAGUAGGGGCGGCUCCUGCAGUGGCGGCUGCUCCAGGGGCGGCUGCUGCAGUGGCGGCUGCUCCAGGGGCAGCUACUGCAGGGGCGGUUGCUCCAGGGGCGGCUGCUGCAGGGGCGGCUGCUGUAGUGGCAGCUGCUCCAGGGGCGGCUACUGUAGUGGCGGCUGCUCCAGGGGCUGCUGCUGCAGUGGCGGCUGCUCCAAGGGCAGCUGCUCCAGGGGCGGCUGCUGCAGGGGCGGCUGCUGUAGUGGCGGCUGCUGCACUGGCGGCUGCUCCAGGGGCGGCUGCUGCAGUGACGGCUGCUCCAGGGGCGGCUCGGCUGCUGGGCGACUCGGCUCCUCGGUUGCUGGGCGGCUCGGCGGCUUUGCUGCUCGCUAGGGGCGGCUACGGGGCCGGGUAG